AUGAAGAAUGACACAACAAGUAAACACACACAUCAACAUUCCAAUAAUGAACCCAGUCCAACUGUUGUCAUUUCAUCAUCAUCUUCGACAAAAUCAAAUUCAUUAGUGAUUCCAUCAUCGACACAACAGGGGUCCUCUUCGUUGGCCUUUCUUGUGGAUAACAACAACAGCACCACCACAAACGGUAUCAAAAUCAAUUCCAAUCCGCAAUCACUUUCACAACAACCACACAACAAUCAUAACAAUAAUGGAAACCACAGAAACAACAACAAUUCAACUGCCAACACCAGUACCGUUGGAUCACAAACAACAACAAUAACAAACGUCACUCCUCUCAAACGUGAGCUCUCGCAUCGAUUGUUACCUCUUCCAACACCACCCAACCUCCAAAAGCAGCAACAACAUUCUCAUCAACCACAGGCUUCCUCAUCAUCGAGUUGUACCCGUGCAACAACAACAACAACAUCGUUUUACUCCGAUGAUGAUGAAACCAUCACUCACCAUCCUCACUCCGAUUCCGAAGAUCAAGUCAUGAUGAGAAAGGCACAUUCUGCCCGAAAUUCCUCAGCAUCAUCAUCAGUGAUUGGUACACCAAGCGCUUCUACAACUUCCAAUUCGUUCCUUCAUCCAAUUUCGCACCACCACGAAGAACAACAACAUCACGAGUGCUCAAAAAAAGAAAAUCCGUUACAACGAGCCUCUUUUUCUGGUGCGAGUUCUUCUUCUCAUCCUGCUACGACGACGAUAACGAAUUCAUCCACGCAAAGUAAAUUUGAACAACAUCAUAAUCCCAUUGGAAGUGCUGUUGCAUCGGGAGUUCAUAAGAGUAUAAAAAGUAUUGGAGAGGCUUUACAGGCCUAUCGUUUUGAAAUUGUAAAAGUAGAGAAUAUCGGAAAAAAGUUGUUACAUCUUCGGAAUCAUCAUCCUACCCAUCCUAAGGAAAAUACAUCAAGUCAUACAAUAAUGAUGAAUAAUAGUAUCACUGCUACAACGGCAACUCAGUCUGCAACCAAUCACUCUGGAAUGAGUGAAAAUGUAAAUAAUAUUAAUAGUAAUAAUAGUAAUAGUAAUUCAAGUGAGAAGAUGGCAACAACAACAACAACACCGAGCACUGCCGAGAUCAUUUCCAUCAAAAUUGAGCCUCACGAUCAUCAUCAGCAGUCAUCAUCAGCUGUACCAUCAUCCUCCUCUUCCCAGCCACCACAAGGUUCAUCACCUUCUUCUCAACAACAGCCAUCAACUACUUUCACUACAAAUUUGACCACAGCCACCACAACAAACUCGACCACAAAUAGCAAAGAACCGCAUUCAUCACAACAGCAAUCGCCUCCCACUCUCACCUCCCCCUCUCCUCGUAUCACGAGAAAACAUGCUUCUAUGAGGGAUGAUAUUGUUUCAGCGUUUGUCAAAGGCCCUCAUUCCGAAGAUUUUGAUUUAGCUCAAUUUUCUUCCAUUGUCAACAAUGAUCCACAUGUCACUUCACAAGCACUGUCAACCACUUCCGCAACCACUCCACGAUCAUUGUCUUUUGUUUCAGCUUCUCAACCAUUUCUUCCCCCUCCACACAACAACAACAACCAUCAUCAUGAAAUCAAAUAUUCUCUGCUCAUGACAAAGAGUGAAAGUCUUUGUAUGGAUUGUAAAAAUAUUAGUUGCAGAUGUUUAUUGAUUAGUGUGCCAACAACAUGCACUCCAAGCCAAGAACAAGAUGAACAAAAUACCAUGAUUUCAUUCGAAAUGGUGGGAACUGUUUUGUUGACCACGAGUCGAAUUUUGUUCCUCAUUGAUGAGGACUCUGCAGCCAUAGAAGCCUCUUCACCAGAAUCACAGCAAUUACAAAAGAUCAUUGAAGUUAUGUUGUCCAAUGUUGAAUACAUUGAAAAGAACACUGAAAAAGAGAGAUCCAUGUGUGUGAUUGAAAAAUCCUCAAUGAAUCCACGAGAAGGCGACAUUGAUCCUCCACCCAUUAAAUUCAUCAAAAAGUAUGAAUUUUUUGGAUUUGAAAGCCACACAACCUUCCAGCGAGCUUUUAAAACAUUUAAUGAUAUGCUCAAUGUUAUUCGAACGAUGGAGCAUCAUUCAGAAACAAGUGUUGAAGGCAAUAAUUCUGAUUCAGUAAUAACUGGGAAAAUGAUCCCGUCAUCGAAUAGUACUGUUCUGAACAACGCUGAAAAGAAGGACACUGGCACAUCCAAACGAGAACGACUCACUCGAAAGCGAGUUUCUGUAUCCAACACUUUCCAUGACCUUCCCUCAAAUUAUUCCAUCGGUAGUAAUGUCAGAAAAUUCUUGAGUCCUCUCGAAGAAGCUCUUACCAACAAUUUUUCCAUGGUUGAUAGAAAACUUUUAACACCACCUUCCAAAAAGAAUUUUGUCAUGGCUGAGACCAAACACAGACGCUCACUGUCGUUGAGUUCUCCAGUGGUCUAUGAAGGUGGUUCAAAAUCAGGAGCAACCUCCAACAAACCUGGUAGUUCUGCAAUUUCAGAGUCAGGUGAUGACGAAAAGAGAACAGUCAUCUCAGAGGGAGCAAUCAGCGUAGGUGGAGGCGCAGAAUCAUCGGCAGAUGAGGCCGAAUCGAAACGAAGAUCUAAAAAACGAGAAAAGAGACAAUCCUUUGCAAUUCCUACUCUGGUUGUCGAUCCUCCUUCACAAGAAUUCGAUGAACAAUUCGAUGGUAUGGUUGACGAAAUUGCUCACUUUGCCGAUGAUAUUCCUCCCAUUGAACUCAAUGACAUUUUUGCAGUGGCAGACCAAAAGUCCUCCUCGCAAGUCAAAAUGAAAGAAGUGACAAGCAGAAAAUUUGUGGGAAUAUCAGCAGAAGAGCUCUUCCAAGCAUGUUUUUCGAACGCUUCUACAUUUCUUGUUAGAGUGCACGAAAAAUUAGGAGACACUGGAAUUGAACUCUACGAUUGGGUAGACUUCCAAUAUGGAACACCAACAGUGAGAGGUAUUACUUACAAAAUUGGAGGAUCCACACCUAAUCAUUUCAGCUCCUUUACACAGACAGCAAUUCGAGUUUUGGAAACUCAGAGAGUUGUCCUUGCAAAGACUGCCUCCAAAGACAAACCCAUGUCGUACUUUAUCUUAUUUACAUCGGCAGCAACACAAGAUAUGGCCAACAAUCAAAUGUUCCAAUUCGAUGUAAAAUACAUUGUGAAAGAUACAAAACCACUUAAUUUAUUAAUGAACAAGGAGUGUGAAAUUGAGAUUUGUGCAGGUACACAAUGCAAGGGAGGAAGCAUAUUUUGGAGAAGCAAAUCCACAGAAUCUAGUGUCAUGAAAGCCAUCAAAAAUCGUCUCUUAUCCGAGUUGGAUAUGAUGAAUGAGACGGUCGAAGCAGUUGUAAAUACAAAGAAAAAUGCUGCGUCAGAGCAACGCUUGAAAUCUUGGGAAGCUUCCGUGAUGUCAACCAUUUCAUCCUUAGAUGGUGGUUUUCCAAAGGAAAUGCCAGCCUUAAACAACUUGUUGCCACCUCCCUUGUGUGUAGAAUCUUCUCCGCCUCCUUCACCUCGUGGCGACAGAGAUGGAGACUUAUCAGAGAGCUUGGCAACAAAUGAAGAUGAAGAUGAAUUAACUUGUGGAUCAACCAUUUCAGCAGUUGCCAAUACACCUCACAGUGAAUACAGUGGUGGAGAAAAUGAAGCAUCACAGAGAAGAGUGAAAGUGGUUGGAUUUUCAUCGACCUCACACCUCACCGUGUUGCCGCCAUCACGCAUUAGUGUCCCAAGCCCAACCACACCCACACUAUUUCCUGGCAACACUAAUAAUGAGCCAUCCAGUUUGGGACGUAUUCGAAAAAUUGGCUUGCUAGAUUCCUCUCCAACAUUUGCCAACAAUUUUGUUGUACCCACAGUUUCCAUGGAAACACAAAGCAGCGUUGAGGGGGCGUCAGGCGAGUCAAGCGCCAAUGCUUCAAAGCAAGCUCAACCCAAUGAGACGUCGACGACUGCCUCAAUUGAUGCUUCUGUUACAAAUGCUGUUGCAUCGACGAGUAUGGAAAUGCAUUCAUCUCUUACCAUUACAGAUAUGAGACCAGAUCAAAUCAAACAACUCGAUCCAAUUUUAUUAUUAUGUUGGGAAUUAUUGGUCAAUGUAUUUAAACCUGUGAUGAAAUUCCUUUCGAUAGGGUUUAAUUAUGCAGUGAAUUAUGUGUUGGAACCAGUUUUAACAUUUUCAUGGAAUUUCAAAGAUGUUGUUUCAGGAGUCAUUGUUGUUUUGUUGGUACUUGUGUUCAUGUAUGGAAAUUAUUCAAUGACCAACAGAGUUAACAAUUUAGCUAUUGAAACAGUACAUAUUCACACCGAAUUGAAGAACAAAUACAUUCUUGCUAGGAAUAUGAUUCAUCGAAUUCAAGAUUCAAGCCACAUGAACUCGACACAAUUGCAAUCAAGUUUACGCGACAUUAUGAAAGACUAUCUAGUUGAGCAUCGAAAGCUUUCACGUAAGGUGGAGAAGAAUGAUUUGAUGAAAUCACUGAAGGACUUUAGGAACAAGCUAAAAGAAGGUUUCAAGCACUGA
Naegleria fowleri is the source of this 4521-nucleotide messenger RNA. RefSeq lists its product as uncharacterized. The record is from RefSeq and is a predicted model, not a curated record. The coding region runs from base 1 to 4521 and encodes 1506 amino acids. The transcript has a single exon. NCBI's taxonomy places the organism in Eukaryota, Heterolobosea, Eutetramitea, Acrasida, Naegleriidae.